CAGGGUUCUCACUUCUCUCCAAUCUAGCCUCAUCGAUUGAGUGGUUGCGUUGCAUCGCGUUGCUUCGAGUUCGAGUUCGAGUUCGCGUGAGGAUCCGAGCGGAGGGCAUGGAGAGCGAGCGGUUGGCGAGUCGGGAGGAGGGGCGGUUCUGAUAUGGUUAGCGGGCGCCUCGAUUUUGAGCAGGCAAGAAAUUUACCGGGGAUUUUUAGGUGUUCUUUCGGGAGAAAUUAGGGUGCUGUAACUUGUUAUCGCUGGUGGAUUUGUGUAUGGUGUUCAAUUUUGGUGUCGGAGUGUCGGAUUUUGAAGGAGGAGCCAAUUUUAGGGGGGAUUUUUUUUUUUUUUUUGUUUCGGGGGCAAUGAUUUUGGAUUCCCUGUUUGCCACAUGAAGGUUGAUUGGUUCUGGUUAGGCACUUAAUUUCACAUCCGAUUAGGUAAUCUUGAGACGAAUUUUGCAAAAAAAGAGCUAUUUUUUGUUGAGCUUCUCGUCAUUGCAAUGAACUGGAAGAAGCUGCUUUCCCAAUUGGAGCUGGAAUUUUGAGAUCCAAGAAACACCGAACUUUGCUUGAUUUUGCCGCGAUUUUUGAUCUGAUCGAGAGACUCCCAAGGUCUUUCGCAAGAAGCAAGGAAUUCCUUUUUUUUUUUCUCGGCAUGUCCAUGGCGUUGAGCCGCUUCACGCAAUGGCUGUGGCCGGGGAGCGCCGGGCGGGUGGCCAACCACGAGCUCCCGGGCACGGCGCUUACGAGCUCCUCCUUCCCGGACUUCCCCUCCGGUUUUAGGGAGCCGGACACGGUCACGUUCUCCACCGCUGCCGGCGCCGGUGGCCGCCGCGCGCGGCCGAGAAGGGUCCGGAACCGGCGCCGCAGCCGCGAGGAGCCCACGGUCGACCGGGAGUACGACAUGGUCAUCGUUCCGUCCGACGGCGGCGGGUGCCUGUCCGGGUCGGACUCCGAUGACUCCGACUGGUCCAUCGGGUGGCUCGAGCCCCAGGCGCCAGAGCUGCAGACGGAUGGCGACCCCGAGAGCUGCUUUGCUGUGCUCGUGCCAUGCUACCGCCACGGCCGCGCCGAUCAGCCCGGGAGGCACGAGGGCAGGUUUCUUGGCGCCGGCACCCUUGCCGACGGUGGCCUCUCUGAUGGAAAGAAUUUUGUAGAGCAGUGGCUUUCUUCUCUUCAGAACUGAUAUCUCAGACCUCUCGUAGCUACGCUGUAUAUAGUAUUGCUCCGUUUGUCCUAGACGCAGAAUGUAUCAAUGAAGGAAGACAAGGAAAACCCUAAAAAAAGAGCAAAAAUGAAAAGAAAAAGAGGAGCAGUGGGAUUUUGAAGCAGCACUGAAUGGGUAUGUCCUUCCUGAGGUUUCAAGGCAAUUCUACUAUUGCAAAGCAAGGCGAAUGCUGAACACCACAAGCUGCGUGCCAUCGAAAAUAUUUUUCCUUCCUGAUAUGUGCCGAGUGCUAACCUAUGAUUGAUAACAUGUGUAGAGAUGAACUGCUAUUCCAUUGAUAAUUUGUCCCACUUGCUUGCGGACCUCGAUUCUACUACCUAUACAUAGUGUUAUUGCAGUGUAUAUAGUCUGCGGCAAAACUGCAAUUUGCACGAUUCUUCAGUAUGUGCGUGUGCGUGUGCUAUUCCUGUACAUUGUAACAUAAUCCUUAUGAAUGAAUCUGCUGUAUAUAAA
This is a messenger RNA of Phragmites australis (common reed), 1674 nucleotides long. RefSeq lists its product as uncharacterized. NCBI's taxonomy places the organism in Eukaryota, Viridiplantae, Streptophyta, Magnoliopsida, Poales, Poaceae. The record is from RefSeq and is a predicted model, not a curated record. The transcript has 3 exons. The coding region runs from base 649 to 1179 and encodes 176 amino acids.